AUCAGUUGACACCAAGCGUCUUUCUACGUGCUGCGAGCUAUCAGGCUGAAAUUCCUUCUUCUGAAAAUUAGCCAAUUGAUAUUGUGUGUUUCUAUAUAAAGAUAAAGAUAUGCUGUGAGUUUAUAUAUUAUGCAUUCUUCUUGUUCGACGUUUAUAAACUUUAAUUGUAUAAUUAUAUAGUCUUUUAAUUUGUUUUCAUAUUAAUUCAUGUUUUAAUUGUGAUCCACACUUAAUUCUUCUUAAUUAUCAGAAGCAUGUUUCAGAUGAAGACUUCUCACACUGACCCGGAUACUCAAUUUUCCGGGAAGGAAUCAAAGAUUAGAGAAUUAAGGCUUGAGCCAUUAACGGGACGCAGUUUGAAGUACUGCACUGAUGCUUGUUUAAGGCGAUGUUUGGAGGCUCGAAAUUGGAAUGUUGAGAAAGCCAAGAAAAUGUUGGAGGAAACGCUCAAGUGGAGAUCAAUGUAUAAACCAGAAGAAAUACGGUGGGUUUCCAUUCGUUCAAAACAAACAGUGAUGACGAGGCAAGUGAAUAUGAUAGUACAAACCACAUCUUGCAAGUGAUCCACUUUGCACUAUCAAUCUCAUAACUACUUAAUCAACCGGUAAAUUGCUAACAAUAACAUGCUUAUAUACCUAUAGGAAAAGAAAAUGUAUUUCCUUUGCUAAUAAUUAUUAUUGUUAUAAGAUAUAAAGAGGCUGUAUUAUUAAAAUGAUGCAUAAAAAUAAUAUAAUUACAAACAUUGUAAAUGAAAUGUCGAACGGAUUAGUAUAAAUAAAAUUUGUGAUUGAAACGAAUACUUUAAAAAACUGAAAUACGCCAUCUUAAAAGCAGAUCAAAGAAUCUCUAAUAAAAAAUAUUAAAAUGCAAUAAGCUAUAAAAUAAAUAGUCAUUUAAGAAGUGCUGAUCAAAGCAAAGAUUCAAAGAAACAUUCCUCCUCUGAGAGUGUAUUAUGUCAUCUCUACAAGAAUUGCUCUCGUCUUCUUAUCUUGUCUUCAACUGUGAAAAUGGAACAUCUCAGGUUAAUUCCUGUCCAGAAAAACAGAAUGAGACAUGAACAAUGUAAAUAAUGAUCCUCAUGUUAUCUCCUGUCAAGAAAAAAUAGUGUGACUAGAGUAGCUAUGAAAUAGUUAAAACUCAUACCUGUUCAUUCUCUUUGCAAGACCUUUUAUUAUGACCAAGUUGUCUACAUUUACCACACUUAAUCAUUCCAUACUUUCUCUUAGCUUUAUGAGGAUCCUUUCCUUCUAAUGAGGAUUUGUGCCUUUGCUUUUUUGGCCUGCCUGGUGGUCUCUUUAGCAAAGGUGGCAUGAUUGGCUCAUUGUCGGUUAUAGGCCAGAUAUCAGGGCCUCCCAUUGGAUUUAUUUCACACUCAUAGGCCCUAAAAAAAUACUCUCGUGUAAAAUAUUCAUGUAUAUAGUUUUCUGGCCUACCUUUGAUAGACUUUAUGGCAGCACAAGCAUGAAUACAAGGUACACCUGUCAAGUCCCAUAACCUACAAGUACAUGUGUGGUUAUGAAGAUGAACAACAAACCUCUUAGGCCAUAGUGUAACCUCGAAUAUAACUUCCCCACAUGAAAUUGAAUUCCACCUAGUACAUUCCAUGAUGUUUUGAUUCAACUUCUUGAGUAUCUCCGGGCAUAUUGAUCCACCAUUCAACAUCAUCUUUUCCUUUUUUUUCCUCAUUAAUGUCAUUGCUUUGAUCCUUAUUUUGUCGAUAAGAAUAUCCACAUGAUUGUCUCUAUACUUUUUUAUGACUCCAUUGAAGCACUCAACUAUGCUACUUGAGAACACAUGACACUUGACAUGAUUUUGAAAAUGUGCUCUACUCCAUCUCUCAACACCUAUUCGAGUGAGAUAUUCCCAUGCAUUGUAAUCCUUUUCCUUCAUCUUAUUCAUGUUUCUGUCAAAAUCACUAGUGGUGGUGGAUCUUGCAGCAAACCAAAACAGAGAUCUUAGUUGUUCAUCCUUCCAUUUUUUCUCAAAGUUGGUAUACAUAUGACGUACACAAAAUCGGUGAUGAGAAGAUGGAUACACUUCUUCUAGUGCAGCCACAAGACCCUACCAACCAAGACAAAUAUGAAACCAAUUAGUAAACCAUAUAUAUAGGCCGAAACCAUAAUGUAAUUAAAAAAUUAUGAAACAAGUUAAUAUUAUUAAUCCUGAUAAAAACACAAAGCAAGAAGCAUUUUUAACAAUUAUGCAAACAAUAUUUACCUUUCCUUGGUCAGAAAUAAAUGUCCAACUCUCUCCACGGAUGGAUGUUUUUCCAAUAUCUGUCAUCAAGUUAUUUAAAAACCAUACCCACGUCUCUCUAGUUUCAGAUGAAACAAUAGCAUAAGCUACAAUGAAUAGACCAUUGUUCCCAUCAAGACUAACCGCUGCAAGAAGCUGACCGCGAUAGUAUCCACUUAGAUGGCAUCCGUCUAGUGCAAUUAGUGGACGACAUCCAUUUAUAAACCCCUUUUUACAUGCAUCUAUACAUACAUAUAUUCUAUCAAAUCUUGAUGGUCCAUUCUCACCAUGUUUUGGACAAAUUAAUUCAACUGUUGAUCCAGGGUUGGUCUUCAGUAACUCGGCACAAUAAUUAGGUAAUUUAGAAUACUGGUGAGCAACAUUGCCAUGAAGUGAUUGUGAUGCAUAUGCUUUUACUCUAUAAGCCUUUGCAAUACUAGCCAUGACAUUACAUUUCUUAUAUAUAAGAUCUUUCACUUCCGGACCUGUCAUGUUUGGAUGUUCUCUGAAGUCUUCAAUUAACUUAUUUCCCAACCACUUGGUAUCAGCAAAAUUUGCCUUCACUCCCUCUUUCUGACAGGUAUGACUCGAGAUAAAUGUUUUGACCUUAUAAGUUUCUGAACAUCCAACUUUGGAACAGUAUAUAAGCCACGGGCAAUCGUUCACACACUUUACACGACAUUUUAUCUUAUCUUUCUUCAAAAAGGUCAGAUUAUACAUAUUUUGAACCCCGUAGGUUUUAACAGCUUCGUAAAAAUCAUCUAUAGAUGCAAAUGAUUGUUCCAACCUGAAGUUGACAUCCCCGGGAGCUGCUUGAAUAUGCGCAGAGUCAGCUUCGUCUGCACUUGUUGGAGAUUCGGAAUCAUGGAUGCUCCUUAAUUCUGCCAAAGAUUCUAUCGUAGCUGGCUCAGAGAAAUCAGAUAAGUCACCUGUAUCACGAAAUUUAUAAAAAGUAUCAUUGGUGGCAUGUGACCAACAUGCUGGUUGUUUGUCAUCAUCGCUAUUAUAUUCAUCUAAACUCCAGUCAUCAUUUUCAGCUGCCAUCUGUAAACAAAAUUAUAAAACAACUAUCAAAAUAGUGUCAAGCAACUAAAACUUAUCUGAAAUACAGAAAAUUUAUCUAACAGAUAAUUAUAUCUUUUACCUUUUUUUAUUACAUCCAUAUCAAUUACACUCCACAACAAAAUAAUCUCUAGAUUAUACCACCCAAAUUUACUUUAACUUAGGCAUGUAUGCUCUAUGAGUUUAGAGUUUAGGUAUGUUCUCUAGUGUUUCCUUCUACUCAAUUUUGAAAUUCUAAUCUGAUCUUCACUUUAUUCUUCACUUAUGGAUAUAAUAUGUUUUUGUGAAGGGUAUAUAGGUUAUCUCAUGAUGAAAUCUAAGUACCAAAUACUUUUGAAAACACUGUUUCAUAACCACUUUCAUGAUAUCUUACAAACCAAAAUAAUUAAAAAAAAUAUAAAAAAGCACGAUCAAUGUCAAAGUAUGGUUUGACUGAGUGACUAGCUUGGUGCAUUAUGUAAUUCAAGAUGACCCUAGUUUAAACCUUAUUAAAGGAGCAUGUGCACCGUUUUUUGAUGACGAUGAUUCCUGAAAAUUAUGUUUUAAAUAAUCACAGAUGUGGUACAAGGAUGGGAGAAAGUACAAACCUUUGAUGAGAAUUGCUGAAUCUUGUAUGCGAAGAAGGAAGCAACGAAGAAGGAAGCAGCGGAGUCUGGGAUAGGUGGCUGCGUAUAAGUUUAAGCUUAUACGUAGUAUAUUUUCUAAUUCUUUAUAUCGUUAUUAAAUAUGUAUUUGUUUUUUACUUAUGUGGCGCCACAUCAGACUCUUUAAGUUGUAUUUUAACGGUGUUAAAAUUUUGAGCAUUAAAUUGAGAGAUUCUAAUACUAUAGGUCCCUAAAUGAUAGAGUUUAUCUUUCGG
Messenger RNA from Cuscuta epithymum, 4156 nucleotides. Lineage: Eukaryota; Viridiplantae; Streptophyta; Magnoliopsida; Solanales; Convolvulaceae. The record is from the annotation of a GenBank genome assembly.